Messenger RNA from Entrophospora candida, 1062 nucleotides. Lineage: Eukaryota; Fungi; Glomeromycota; Glomeromycetes; Entrophosporales; Entrophosporaceae. The record is from the annotation of a GenBank genome assembly.
AUGGAGAAUAAUUUUUUUAUUUUUCAAACCUUUGAAAACACUUUGGACACUCCAGUUUUUGGUUAUUUACUUCAUGACUAUGAAAUAAGGCUCUCACUUUUACAAGAAAAUCCUAACAUGACCAUCGGUGAAUUAUCAAUAAUCUUACUUCGAAAUUGGAAUGAAAUGAACCAGGAUAAAAAAAUCGAGUAUGAUGAACGCGCAAAAGAGUUAAAUUGGAAGUUACUUAGUGAGAAUGAAAAAGAUUCGUAUAUUUGUCAAGCCAAAGAAUUUUCUAUUAACAUCGAUACAACUGACACUGAUAUUAUAAAUGAUAUUAAUAUAACUGAAGCUAAUAAUCUAACUGGAACAAGUAGAACUGUCGGAUCUUUGUCACCUGAAGGAACUAAAAAUGACAGGGAUGAUUUUAAAAGAACUGAUGAUGGUUUUAAAGGAACCGAUGAUGAUUUUGAACGAAUGUUAAAUCGAAUUAAAAGAAAAAAAAAUGUAGAAAUUCCUGUAAAAGAAAUAAUAAUAGAUGAAGACGAUUUUAAUGGAUUAAAAGAACCAGGUUUUAUGAAGGAAGAGGGUUGUAUUGAAGUUCUUUUUAAUGAACACAGACAUUAUGCCAAAAUGCGAGAAAUAGUCAAACGGGCGAAAAAUCAACUUAAUAAAAUGAGAUUUGGAGUAGCAACUAUCCUUGAUUCAUUAACAUUUGAAUACAAAAGUAGAACAUUAUAUGUAAAAGAUGUUACCAAGAUUACUGAAAGUCCUCCAGAUACAUUAUUGUUAUAUGUAUUCGAUGAAGAGGCAUGUUUAGAAAUAUGUUCAUUUCUAAUUUUAUUAUUUAUUAUUGUUAAAGUCGAGUAUAACAUUAAAAAAUAUGUGGAUAUUGCAAAUAGAAAUAUUGAAGAAGAAAAACGGAAUGGAUUAAGAAAAUUACAACAAGAUCUUCAAAAUGGAAUUCCAGAGGAUCAUAUAGAAGAACAUCGAAAGCAAUUUCUGGCACAGGUUGAAAAUUUUGAAAAAGAUUUAGAUAAAACACUAGAGACAAAACUUUCGGAAUACAAGAGUGCUUCGUAA